UUUUUUUCCAAUUUUACUUAAUCAUCGCGAAUUCUUCGCUCAGACAAAAAUAAAAUUUUCGAUCCCUCUUUACUUUCCCUCUCUUUUCCCGUCAUUGGAGGGAAAAACCAAAACCAAGGCCUUUCUCUCUCUCUACUGGAGGUGUUGCUUUUAGUUGAGCUUCUGAGUUUUUUCAUCCCCGAUCUCGUAUUCUGGUACCAAUAACACCCAGAAGAUUGGGUAGAUAAUAUAGUCUUUGGUGAAAUGCAAACCAAGAAAAGAAUUCCUUCUCGAGAAGUUGCGAGCCCAAGGGUGUCAAGAGCUCAGAAGAAAGCAGCUGAAAAUGCACAAGUCGCAGAAAAGAAGGUUACAGAGCUAAUUACGUCUUCAGCCAGAAGGCAGAGAUGUGUGAAGAGAAGUGCUGUACCUGUUGCUGCAUCCAACUUGAAUACCAGGUACGACUUGCCCCAAGCCGAGACUUCUGAUACUUGUGUGGUGCAUGAUGAGAUAGUUGGUGCUUCCAUGGCUCGUAAGGAUUGCAAUGAUGGAUAUGUAACGGAGACAAUAUUUUCUCCUGUCUUUCAUGUUUCCAGAGUUUCUGAAGGGGAAAUACCCGGUGAAGAUCAGUUCCAGCAGGAUUGUGGAAUAGAGAACUCAUGGAUUGAUAUUCAUGGAGGUCAUGUUGCUCAAGAUACUCGUCACAGAGGGAUUGAGAAUACAUUAACUUCAGUUAAUGCAUCAUGUCCUGGUGAUAUAGAAGUGGGUACAAACUUGGUAGCUAACAACUUUGAUGGGCAGAACUGCAGUGAGAUGCUUACCAUGGAUACAAAUAUAGCAACAUGUUGUAAUACAUAUUCAGAAGGAGCUGGGCUUUCAUCUGAAGUUUCCGCAAUAUAUCUUGCCAUGAAGAACUCAAAGUUGGAAUGUGUUGAUGAGCGUAGUCAAGAUUCUAUGUCAAUUGAUGCUUCUGUCGAGGAUGAAGACUACGAGAAAUUUGAUGACUUUGAUCCUUAUCUAUUCAUAAAGAAACUACCGGAUUUAUCAUCGGUCGUCCCCACUUUUCGGCAUAUGCUACUUCCUAGACAGACUCGAAGUUGCCCUCCUACUACUCUUGUUUUGGACUUGGAUGAGACUUUGGUGCACUCCACACUAGAACCUUGUGCUGAUGCAGAUUUCACCUUCCCUGUUAAUUUUAAUCUCCAGGAGCAUACAGUCUCUGUCCGAUGCCGUCCUCACUUAAGAGAUUUUAUGGACAGAGUUUCUUGUCUAUUCGAAAUCAUUAUAUUUACUGCCAGUCAAAGUAUAUAUGCUGAGCAGCUAUUGAACGUGCUAGAUCCAAAGAGGAAGAUAUUUCGUCAUCGUGUUUUUCGUGAAUCCUGUGUAUAUGUCGAUGGGAACUACCUCAAGGAUUUGUCAGUACAUGGCCGUGAUUUGGCACAUGUUAUUAUAAUUGACAAUUCUCCACAGGCAUUUGGGUUCCAAGUGGAUAAUGGAAUCCCCAUUGAGAGCUGGUUUGACAAUUGUUACGAUCAAGAAUUACUUCUGUUGCUUCCCUUUUUGGAGAGUUUGGUGGAUGUUGAAGAUGUUAGACCGUUGAUAGCUAACAAGUUCAACCUGCAGGAGAAGAUUGCUGCAGCUACUUAUCCAACUUUAAUUUCAAAUAGAGUACAUGACUUCUAAAGGUGAUAUCCACGAUGUACUUAUACCCAGUUACAGACUGCAACGACUUUUUUGGAGGUUCGCCGAUACUGCCAUAAGUAUUGGGGAGUUGCUUUUAAGAGAACUCUUCAUGAGACUGUCUUUGUGACGAAUAAUUUGUGCUUUCAAUUGAUCUGAGAAGAUAGGUAAUUUGUGCUCUUGAGUGAAACAGUUGAAACAUUUUAUACAGAGACGUUGUAGUACAUUAAUUAUUUCACAAGCUUCAGAAUAAAAUAAUUUCUAGUUUUUGUUCUAAAUUAA
This is a messenger RNA of Tripterygium wilfordii, 1938 nucleotides long. Its product is annotated as CTD small phosphatase-like protein 2. NCBI's taxonomy places the organism in Eukaryota, Viridiplantae, Streptophyta, Magnoliopsida, Celastrales, Celastraceae. Gene Ontology annotation, molecular function: phosphoprotein phosphatase activity. The transcript has 8 exons. The record is from RefSeq and is a predicted model, not a curated record. Bases 244 to 1659 code for a protein of 471 amino acids.